AUGCUUUAUUUGGCUGAAGGACCUACGAGUGUACCACAGGAUUUAAACUUUAUAGCUGAGGAACUUGUCAUUCCCGAUAUUGUUGCUGAUGAACACAACUUUUGGACGCCAGGCAGGGCCGUCGCCAUCACUUGUAUGAGUGUGGCCUUGUUGGCUGGCCUGGCGGUGGCUGCUUACCAGAGAUGCCGACGACUUGGAAAUUACAUUCACGAACUGGAACAAGACCUGAAAAUGGAACGAACCGAGGUGACCAGACUGAGAGAUCGUCUGGAAACACAAGAAGAAGAAAACUUGAAGAAGGAAGAACGCCUGGACGAGAUGACCCAUGACAUCCAGUUGAUGGGACUCCAGCGAGGACGUCUGGACAACGAGAAGAUGAUGCUGGAAGACGUUCUGGAAAAGAGUAAGAUCAAGGAAUCUGAAAUGGAACGUCUUUUGAACGAAGCGAAGGAACAGAUCGAGUUUCUACAAUAUCAAAUUGUAGAUAAAGAUCUUCUGAUAGAACGGAAUGCGCUGGAAAGAAAAGAAAUGGAAAGUCGACUGGAAGAAGAGGAGAAAUCUAGAGGCAGAGACCUCCAGAUUCUGGAUAAAGAGAGGAAUCUUUUCCAGGAGAAGAUGGAAAGCGCUCUGAAGGAAGGUACAGAACUGGCCUCACGAUUAAAGGAAGCUGAAGCCACCAAUCGAGUGUUGGCUUCGGCGAACGAAGGCUUCAACAGGGCAAAUGCCCAAAUGCGAGACACUCUGGAAAAGAAAGAGAAGGAGGUUGACCAGCUGGAAAAUUUGAAGGAAGCCUCUGUACAAGAAAUAGCCUGCCUGCAAAAGAGGAAUGGAGAUCUCGAGAAGGAAAUGAAAAAGAAUCAGGAAGAAAAGGAGAAGAACAGAGUUUUGAACGACGAAGUUCAGCAAAUGAGAAACUGGGUUGCUGAACUAGGAGGUCAAAACGCUAAGCUGGAGGAGGAACUGCUCAAUAAAGAAAUAGAAAUAAAUUCGCUGAAGGAUUCUUUGCAAAAUAGAGAAGCAAAGAAUAUAAUUUUGAAAGAGGAAGUUCAGCAAAUGAGUAACUGGGUAGCUGAACUAGGCGGACAGAAUGCCAAGAUGGAGGAGGAACUGGCCAGUAACGAACAGGAAAUCCAGUCGCUAAAGAAUUCCUUAGAAAAUGGAGAAGGAGAGAACCGAAUUUUGAAAGAAGAAGUUCAGCAAAUGAGAAACUGGGUAGCUGAACUAGGCGGACAGAAUGCCAAGAUGGUGGAGGAAUUGGACAGUAACCAGCAGGAAAUCAACUUGCUAAAGAAUUCCCUAGAAAAUGGCGAAGGAGAGAACCAAAUUUUGAAAGUAGAGGUUCAGCAGAUGAGAAAGUGGGUAGCUGAACUGGGCGGUCAAAACACUAAGCUGGAGGAAGAAUUGGCUUAUAAAGAACUGAAGAUAAAAUCACUGAAGAAAUCCCUAGAAGAUGGAGAAGGAGAGGCAAGAAUCUUGAAAAAAGAAGUUCAGCAAAUGAGAACUUGGGUAGCUGAACUAGGUGGCCAGAAUGCCAAGAUGGAGGAGAAAUUAGCCAGUAACGACCAAGAAAUAAAUUCCCUAGAGGAUUCUUUAGAGAAUGAAAAGAAGAAGAACAGAAGCUUGAUUGAAGAAGUUCAGCAGAUGAGAAAUAUGAAGCUGAACUAG
Molecule: messenger RNA, 1665 nt
Organism: Macrobrachium nipponense
Lineage: Eukaryota; Metazoa; Arthropoda; Malacostraca; Decapoda; Palaemonidae
Product: coiled-coil domain-containing protein 18-like
Exons: 1
Coding region: 1-1665 (554 amino acids)
Source: RefSeq, a predicted model, not a curated record